CAGGAGCAACAGCCGAAUGAAGUCACAAGCAAAGUUACAUCUAUUUUAGGAUAACAUGAAAGCAACUGUAUUGACCAAGUCGAUCACUUGACGUGAAGCUCAAGAAAGACAUUUAUCCAAUAGUCAACAUCGAUAACAAUGUCGAAUAACAUUUAUGGCGGUGAUGAGGUAAACGCGCUGGUGCUAGACCUUGGAACUCAUGCGUUUAAAGCGGGAUACUCGGGAGAUGACACACCUAAGGCGGUGUUCCCAUCGAUGGUCGGCAUCCACUCUGAAUUGGGGGCGUCUAAUGGCAUGGAGGUGGAUGGCGGCGCGGGGCGGCCCCCGGGUGCUCGCAAGCUGUCAGUGGGCUACCAGGCGCUCAGCGCCAAGCAGCUGGACAUGGAGGUCCAAUCUCCGUUCGGCCCUGACGACCUGUACAGCGACUGGGAGCUGGUGGAGGCGCUGUACAACCACGCCAUCAGAGACCGGCUGUCCGUGAAGCCCGAGGAGUUUGCGCUGCUGCUGGCUGAGCCCACCCACAACAGCCGCGCGGCCCGGGAGCGGCUGGUGGAGCUGGUGUUCGAGGGCUUCCAGGCGCCCGCGUGCUUCGUGGCGCGAAGUGCCAUGCUGAGCGCCUUUGCAACGGCGCGGCAGACGGCGCUGGUGGUGGAUGUGGGAUACCGGGCGGCAACAGCCGCUGCUGUGCAAGAUGGCUACGUGCUCCAAAAGACCGUAUCGCGAACGCCAAUAGCUGGUCAGCUGCUCAACCAUGCUGCUCAAGCAGUCGCGGAUGCCAAGUACACGCCCAUCCAGCCACGCUUUGCCUUCAAGCGGCAGCAAGUCCAGCCCGGUGGCGAGUUCCAGGUUGUCCCAGUUGACACCACGGGCGUGACUCCCAGCUUCCGCGCCUACCAUGUGGAGCAGGCGGCGAGCGACAUGAAGGAGGGCGUGUGCCGGACCAGCGAGACACGCUUCGUGCAGGCGGAGGGCGUCAACGUGCCCACCGUGGUGUACGAGCUGCCCGACGGCCAGGAGCUGUACCUGGGUCCGGAGCGCUUCCGCAUGACGGAGCUGUUCUUCCAGCCGACCAGCAUCAGCAACUUCAAGGGGUUGUCCCUGCCGCCGGAAACUCGAUCAGUCCCCGAGGUCGUGAUUGAUGCGGUGAACAAGUGUGAUGUGGACCUGCGCAAGGACAUGUACUCGGGGGCCAUCCUCACAGGCGGCACCUCCCUGAUCGCCGGCUUCAAGGAGCGGCUGGAGAAGGAGGUGUCGGACCUCUCCCCGCCCGCGGCCAAGGUCAAGAUGGUGGCGGCGGCGAACAACAUGGAGCGGCGUUUCAGCACCUGGAUUGGCGGCUCCAUCCUGUCCAGCCUGGGCUCCUUCCAGCAGCUGUGGAUGUCCAAGAAGGAGUACGCGGAGCACGGGGCGCCCCUCAUCAACAGGAAGUGCCCUUGAGGCAGGGGGGUAGAGGAGGGGGAAAUGGCGCACUGGGCUAGGAGAGAGGCAGGUGGGAGGGAGAGGCGGGGACGGUAUGUGGACCAGGGGAGCAGAGACGCAGCGAGGGAGGAGGAGGGAGAGGCGAACCUGGAGCGAGGGGGAUUGAGAGCGGCUGCGAUGAAAGGGUAGCUGUGCUGCAGCUUUACCUGUUCAGUAGUCCAGGGGCCUGAGCGCUGUAGGCGGAGGUAUGUUUUGAGAGGAUGAUGGAUGGCGGGGUAGUAUUGUGUGAGUGCUGAUUCCGAUGGGGAUGCGGACAUUCAUUUGUGGUGGUGGUUGCUCGACCCGGGCUCGCUGGCGCAUGUGAGGCCGGGGCCCGGUGAGGCUAGACGGGUGCAGGACAGGUUGGGCAGUGACUCGCUCGUGUUGAGGCGA
Molecule: messenger RNA, 1851 nt
Organism: Astrephomene gubernaculifera
Lineage: Eukaryota; Viridiplantae; Chlorophyta; Chlorophyceae; Chlamydomonadales; Astrephomenaceae
Source: the annotation of a GenBank genome assembly